Chionomys nivalis (European snow vole) is the source of this 2525-nucleotide messenger RNA. It is a transcript of the gene Mrpl51, whose product is annotated as mitochondrial ribosomal protein L51. Bases 536 to 922 code for a protein of 128 amino acids. Gene Ontology annotation, cellular component: mitochondrial large ribosomal subunit. The record is from RefSeq and is a predicted model, not a curated record. Lineage: Eukaryota; Metazoa; Chordata; Mammalia; Rodentia; Cricetidae. Gene Ontology annotation, biological process: translation. The transcript has 3 exons. Gene Ontology annotation, molecular function: structural constituent of ribosome.
GCGCUGUCCCCGGAAUGGCGACCCGGAUAUCCCUCCGGGAGGCCCCGGACCUCAAAUCCCUGCCCUCUAAACUGCUAGAGUAUACUGUCUCAGCAAAACCGUGUGGCGAGGUGCAAGGGGACCUUGUCGCAGCGCCGGGCUCCCAUCCUCCACCUCCCUCACAGUGGAGGACGCCCAGGGAAACACGAGAGGGUUUAUUUGCACGGACACGGACUUCCGGGUUGGAGAUGUCCUACCCUGCGACAAGAAACGUGCCGCAGCCCUAAAAACGUCCCCUGGCUAAACCGGAAGUGUCUGAGUUGGGCGCGCAGGCUAGGCCGGAACUUGGAGGGCAGAGCUUGUGGCUAGGGCGGUGCGAGCUGAGGGGCGUCCGCUCCCAAAGCUAGCUGGGUAAGGCCCAAGAUGGCGUCUCUUGCUGUUAGUCCCGUGUGAGCCCCGGCUGAGACUGUCCUUUGCUUGGUCUUUGAAAUCUACACCUGGUCCCCAUUUUUCUGGCUGGUGCGGGGCCCUGUCGAGGUAGACGGGCGCUAGAGUAAUGGCAGGGAGUCUCCCUUGGGUGGCAAGUAGGAGCCUGUGGGGCUGGAUGCCCUUGGCGUGCAGAAGCUUCUCUCUGGGUGUACCGCUGUUGACCCGUGUGAGGCUUACGCUGCCGCCCCCGAGAGUGGUUGAUCGCUGGAACGAGAAGAGGGCUCUGUUUGGUGUCUACGACAACAUCGGGAUCCUGGGGAACUUCGAAAAGCACCCGAAGGAACUGAUCAAGGGCCCGGUAUGGCUUCGAGGCUGGAGAGGAAAUGAAUUGCAGCGCUGUAUCCGAAAGAAGAAAAUGGUUGGAAGCAGAAUGUUCGCCGAGGACCUGCACAACCUGAACAAACGGAUCCGCUAUCUCUACAAACACUUUAACCGGCAUGGGAAGUACCGCUAGAACAGAGAACUGGGGACUCGAGAAGAGACGCGCUUGUCAUCCUGGAGAAGGGGAACAGGACCUAUCCCUGCGAGGAAGCGCAGUGUGCUCUCUGAUAAAAUGGGCCGUCUUUGGGAUGGGAUAUGCUCACUCCUGCAGAUUCAAGUUUCUCAUCCCCGAGUCGUAGGCUCUUCUGUUAAGGCCCUUACUUAUCUACAACCCAGUCAUUCUUUCCCUCUUAGAAGUACGACAAUUAGAAUCAUUUAUUGUUGGCUCUUUCUGACCUUGGCCCUUCGUGUUUGGGGUUUUAUAUAUAAAAUCUUAGAGACAAAACCCAGGAACGUUGUCAUUCUAGGGAAAUGCUGUGCCGCUGAGCUCCCCGGCCCCUUGGAAGUGCAAUGAUGCUGUUGUCUCUAGAGAGUGACACCAGAAUGAAGUGGGAAAGUGAAAUUACACUUGUACUGCUCUCGUCAAAAUAAAAGAGAGUAACUUCUCUGAGCAGAGAAGUAUUUCAGAGGAUGAUCUUGAACCACAUCCAGUUUUGUUUGUUUUUUCAAGAUAGAUCUUCUCUGUGUAGCCCUGACUGUCCUGAACUUGCUCUAUACACCAGGCUGGCCUCAAACUCACAGAGAUCUGCCUGCUUCUACCUCCUGAGGGCUGGGAUUAAAGGUGUGUGCCAGCAGCGCCUGGUAAACCACAUCCAGUUUUAUGGAGUGUUAAAGAUCACACUAGGAUUUCCUGUGCGCUGGGCAAGCACUCCACCAACUGAGUACCUCUUCCUUACUAAAAAAAAAAAAAAAAAUGUGUGUAGUGGGGGGAACGGAACGGACAGGGUUUCCCUAAUUCUGACCUGGAACUCACUAUAUAGACCAGGCUGGCCUCUGACUCAGAGUUGCUCCUGCCUCUGUCUUCUGAGUGCUGAGAUAGAUGUCUGUGCCUCCACACCUGGCUUUCUCACUUUUUUAAUAAUAGUAAGGGCCAUGUUAGAGCACACGGGAUGUGAAGCUGAAGUCAUCAGAAGCCUCAUUAAUUGGCAGAGAUGAAAUGAAUUUUGGACUUACAUAUGUGGCUUUAUUUUGUUUUCUGGAUGUAAGGUCUCAUGUUGCUUAGGUUGGCCUAGAACUUAUGAUGUAGCUGAGGCUGUGCUUGAGUUCCCAAUCCCAAUCCUGUCACCACCUCCCAAUGCAGGGAUUACAGGUGUGUGCUACCCUGCAUGUUUUGUUGUUAUUGUUGUUUUCUUUUAAGAUAUUUUAAUAUGGAUGUAAGCACCAGUGUUAUGAGAGAGAUGCUCAGGUGAAAGUAAAACUCUUAAAAAGCAUGAAUGGACUUCUUCAAGACAUGUGUGAUAGUGUUGGGAUCUUGAAUAUACCAAGUACUUGUUCCACAGUGAACUAUACCUUCUGCCUGGAUUUUGUUUUUGUUAGUAUAUAUUAAUUGCAAAAAAAAUUAUGUUUUUCUUUCACUUAUUUUUGUUUUUUGGAGGCAAGGUCUGUAUAUAAUCCCAACUGUCCUGAAACUCACUAUGUAGUCCAGGCUAGCCUUGAACUCACAGAGAUCCACCUGCCUCAGCCUCCUUAGCUCUGAGAUUUAAGGCUUGUGGUACCAUGCUUGGGCUCAUUAUGAC